Arvicanthis niloticus (Nile rat) is the source of this 3349-nucleotide messenger RNA. It is a transcript of the gene Mcm10, whose product is annotated as minichromosome maintenance 10 replication initiation factor. The record is from RefSeq and is a predicted model, not a curated record. Lineage: Eukaryota; Metazoa; Chordata; Mammalia; Rodentia; Muridae. Gene Ontology annotation, biological process: DNA replication initiation; DNA replication. Gene Ontology annotation, molecular function: single-stranded DNA binding; DNA replication origin binding. Gene Ontology annotation, cellular component: nucleus; nuclear replication fork.
UGACAACAUGGACGUGGAGGAAGACGACUUGUGUCUACUGACAUCUCUGCUGGAGGAGAACGAGGCAGCCUUGCCUUGUAGUUCAGCAGAGAAUAAGACCUUGUCCCUGGAAGACGGCGACCCUGAUGAAUUUGAUGAACUUUUUGACGCUGACGGUGACGGUGAAUCUUACACCGAAGAAGCUGACAGUGGAGAAGAGGGAAGGACCGGAAACCAGGAGGAAGGCUUGGCCGCUCUCUUUGGCGAUGUGGAGGACUUAACAGAUGAUGAAGUUCCUACAUCGCAGGCUGAAAACAGCGUCUCCCCUGCUCCUGCUCCCAGGCGAGAGAAAACCAAUCAGGAGUUGCAAGAUGAAUUAAAGAAGUUGCAAGAGCAAAUGAAAUCCUUACAGGAGCAGCUAAAAGCUGCGUCAAUCAAACAGCCUCCGAGUAGAUCCCCUUUGCCGGAACCACCUGGUCCCUCUCUGCAGCCCCCGAUAAAGGAGAAGAAAAUCCGGAGAAUUCAAGAGUCAGCGUGCUUUUCUGCAGAACUUGAUGUCCCUGCUUUACCCAGAGCCAAGCGGAUGGCUCGGAUGCCAAAGACUCCUGCAGAGUCAUCUUCAAGGACAAAUACACCCUCACAACCACUACAGGUUACUUCCAGUUUUCUUGAGCCCAAAAGCUCCCCUUCAAGGUUGACAGGCGCACCCUCUCCUCAAACUGUUCCUGCAAACAAACGCUGUGGGAUGACUAGAAAUCAAAGCACGGCAGCCCCUGGGAAUUCUGGGGAACGGCCCCCACAGGUUCCUCAGGUAUCUAUGGAAGCCUUCUCAGGCCUACGCCUCAGGCGACCUCGAGUCUCCUCCACAGAAAUGAACAGGAAGAUGACAGGCCGGAAACUGAUCAGACUCUCUCAGAUCAAGGACAAGAUGGCAACUGAGAACCUGGAAGAAACGGACUGGGUGACAUUUGGGGUUAUACUGAGGAAGGUCACUCCACAGAGUGCUAACAGUGGGAAAACGUUUAGCAUCUGGAAACUGAACGACCUUCGUGACCUGACUCAGUGUGUGUCCUUGUUCUUGUUUGGAGACGUUCACAAAGAUCUCUGGAAGACAGAGCAAGGGACCGUCAUAGGUCUGCUCAAUGCAAAUCCCAUGAAGCCCAAAGAUGGCUCGUCGGAGGUGUGCUUAUCUAUUGAUCAUCCUCAAAAAGUCUUAAUUAUGGGAGAAGCUAUGGACCUGGGAACCUGUAAAGCCAAGAAGAAGAAUGGAGAGCCAUGUACACAGACAGUCAACUUGCAUGACUGUGAAUACUGCCAGUAUCACAUCCAGGCCCAGUACAAGAAGCUUAGCGCAAAGCGCUCCGAUCUGCAGUCCACUUUCUCCGGGGGACGGAUUCCCAAGAAGUUCCGCAAAAGCACCAGCCUGAAGGAGCGCCUGUGUCAAGAUGGUUUCUACUACGGUGGAGUUUCUUCUGAAUCCUUUGCAGCAUCCAUGGCAGCAGCCAUCGCUCCUAAGAAAAAGGUUCAAACCACGCUGACCAAUCUGGUUGUGAGGGGCACAAACGCAAUCAUCCAGGAAACAAAGCAAAAGCUGGGAAUUCCCCAGAAGAGCUUGUCUUGCUCUGAGGAGUUCAGGGAAUUGAUGGCCCUGCCCACAUUUGGAGCCAGAAACUUACAAAAACAUCUAGCCAGAGCCAAGUCUUCGGGGAGCCCCAAACCUGCCAUCCAGUCCAUCUCGGCAUCGGCACUCUUGAAGCAGCAGAAACAACAGAUGUUGGAAAUUCGGAAGAGGAAAUCAGAGGAAAUACAGAAACGAUUCCUCCAAAGCGCAAGUGAAGUCCAGAGCCCAGCAGUGCCAUCUUCCUCUCGACAGGCUGCUGCCCAGUCUCCUCGAACUGGGGCUGAGUUCCCCAGGUUAGAAGGAACCACAGCCCCACGGAUGCCUAAGCUGGGCAGAGGCAUCUCAGAAGGAGACGAUGUUCUCUUCUUUGAUGAAUUACCACCACCAAGACCAAAACUGGGUGCAGCAGCAGAAGCUAAAAAGUUGGCUGCUAUUGCCAAAUUAAGGGCAAAGGGCCAGAUCCUUACAAAAAGGGAUCCAAACAAUAUUGUAAGGAAGCAAAUGGACGCCCGAGGCAUGCAGGGAGUGAAGGAGCGCGUGGAGAACAGCACUACGGUGUCUCCUGAAGAUGAGCUGGAGCCUGCCAGGAAAAAAAGGAGAGAGCAGCUUGCCUACCUAGAGUCAGAGGAAUUUCAGAAAAUUCUAAAAGCAAAGUCCAAGCACACAGACAUCCUGAAGGAGGCUGAGGCUGAGCUACAGAAUUCCUAUUUUGAGCCACUGGUGAAAAAAGAACAGAUGGAAGAAAAGAUGAGAGCCACCCGAGAAGUGAAGUGCCGCGUGGUGACAUGCAGGAAGUGCUCCUACACCCACUUCAAGCCCCUGGAGACCUGCGUCAGCGAACAGCAUAACCUCCACUGGCAUGACGGUGUGAAGAGGUUUUUCAAAUGUCCUUGUGGAAACAGGACUAUCUCCCUGGACAAGCUCCCAAAUAAGCAUUGCCGUAACUGUGGCCUCUACAAGUGGGAACGGGAUGGAAUGCUAAAGGAGAAGACUGGUCCAAAGAUAGGAGGAGAAACCCUGUUGCCCCGAGGAGAAGAGCAUGCCAAGUUUCUGAACAGCCUUAAAUGAGUCUCUUCAGACAUCUCCCAACCAGCCUUACUUCUGUGGCUCUGAAAAGCAAGAGAUUGGCUCCGUGCUCCUUUUUCCUGAUUGACACCAUGAGAAGGAAGUGCUUGGUCAUCACAGUGCCUACUCACUUUCCUCUGUGUGCUGGACUGACACCAUAUUUAACAUUCAUGUGCACAUGGGGAACCAGGGCACUGUGGCCUUUCCUCGUUACAGAUGCCUGCCGUACAGCUGCCGCACAGAUGUUUGCCCCAGAUCUGAAAGCAAGAGCUUUGCUUCUGGGUCUCCUUCGAGUGUUAAUGUGGACACUGAGAGACAAAAGAGCCGAUGUGGCAUGGUUAUCUCCCCACUUCCAUACUUGGUCCUUGUGUAGAAAUGAAACCAGGGCAGCAUAUCUGUGUAAUAUCCCAACACUCGGGUUCUGGAUGAUGAAUAUCUCUGCUGUUUGUGUAGUCCGGAUGUGCUGACAUUGGAUGCCACAUUCUUUCCUUCUGUUGUACUGUGAUUUCAUCCUUUUCUUUGAAAUGAAGUCACCGAGCCAAUUUGUGACUCAGUCCCUUCAUAUAGAGAAGGAAGUUUCUCUCCUACAUUCAUGUGGGGCUCAGAAAUGCCUAAGCUCUCGUCACCUUUAGUGUGGGUUUAUUUAAAAUAAAGUUCGAUGCUCCUAAUAAAAGCAGAUAUACA